UUUAAGAGAAAGAGGUGCUCGGCCGUGAUUUCUCCUGCGUUACCGUCAAAAAGAAGCUGACGGCGGCGUGGCUCUCCUCCCGGGACCGCGGGGCAAGCUUGCUCACAGAAGAAUUCUUGAAUGUGAAACGCAGAUGAAUCUUUAGGAAGCAGAAAUUUCGUUUGAGGACGCCUCCUGAAGGAACAUAUAUACAUGUAGAGUGCUUGCACAGACGGCUCGCGGUGUUUUCUCUGCUGUGGUCUUUGUGUUAAACUGACAUUUUUUUGUUAGGGUUUCGGUGGAAGGAGCCUCCUGUAUCAUGGACCUGAAGCGUUGACGCCAGUGUGUGUGAGCUCCGUGUGAGGAGCGGGGCAGGGAGCCGGAGGAGGAACACCCAUGAAAAAUGAUGCAUCAUGGACUGUGACCGUCUAAACUUUGAACAACAAUUUCAUGUCGUUCAGAGAGACAGCAUGAGAAGAGACGAGGAGAUAAGAGACUAGCGCAGAAGAAGAUCGUCCGUGUACGUGCUGUGUUGUGAAUGUUUGCCUCUUCUCUCCGCGGACGGUUCACGCACCCAGAGGACCUGAGGGACGGCCCAGUGCGUGUUGUAAUGCUUCUUCUCCAUUUCUCUUCAGCUCGCAGUUUUGGUUUCACCAGCAAGAUCCGCGCUAUCCCACAAUGGCUCGCUUUGAAGACGACCUGUCCAGCCGCUAUAGUGGCGGCUGUCCCGUGGGCCCGGCCAGAGGGGCCAGCCGGCAGCCGGGGCCUCCUCCAGGGGUCCAGAGGAUGUACAAGCAGACUAUGGCCCAGAGAGCGAGGACCAUGGCCAUUUACAACCCCAUCCCGGUCAAACAUAACUGCCUCACUGUCAACCGCUCCCUGUUCAUCUUCAGCGAGGACAACAUCAUCCGGAAAUACGCCAAAAAGAUUACCGAAUGGCCUCCAUUUGAGUACAUGAUCCUGGCCACCAUUAUAGCAAACUGCAUUGUGCUGGCCCUGGAGCAACACCUGCCGGCCUUAGACAAAACACCAAUGUCAGAGCGUUUGGAUGACACAGAGCCCUACUUUAUUGGAAUAUUUUGUUUUGAGGCUGGCAUCAAGAUCAUCGCCCUCGGCUUUGCUUUUCACAAAGGCUCCUACCUGCGUAAUGGCUGGAAUGUAAUGGACUUUGUGGUGGUCUUAACGGGGUGA
Messenger RNA from Plectropomus leopardus (leopard coralgrouper), 1170 nucleotides. The record is from RefSeq and is a predicted model, not a curated record. NCBI's taxonomy places the organism in Eukaryota, Metazoa, Chordata, Actinopteri, Perciformes, Serranidae.